AUGAGAGAGAUUCUUUAAUUUCAUGUUGGAUAAGCUGGAAUCCAAAUAGGAAAUACUGCCUGGGAAUUGCUUUGUUUAGAACACGGAAUUCAACCUGAUGGUUCUGCUCCAAGCUCUUAGAAUCUCUAGGUUUUAUUUUCAGAGUCAUCAACUAAAGCAAAUGUGCCCAGGGCUGCAUUCUUUGAUGAUGACCCACUUACUAUCAAUUCACUUAAUAGAGGACCAUUAAAGAAGGUCUUGAAUUAAAACCUCAUUAAAUUAUUUAAAGAUGAUGCAUCAUCAAUAUGGGCAUCCAAGAAGAUUAAAUAAUACGAUGAAAAAGAUCGGUCUACUCGUACUGCUGAAGAAAUCGUUCGCAAAAUGUUGGAAUCUGCAGAUGCAGCCUCAGCGAUUAUAAUAUAUCAUUCAUUAGCAGGAGGAUUUGGAAGCGGUUUCACAUGCUAAUUAUUAUAAUUGUUGAAUGAUGAAACUGCUAAAACAACAAAGUUGACAGUAUCAGUAUUUCCAUCAACUAAACAAGACUAAUUAUUUACUUAACCUAUUGUUGAACCCUAUAAUACAAUACUCACUUUGCCAACACUUUCAGAAAUGUCUGAUUUCAAUAUUCUUUAUGAUAAUGCUGCUAUGUAUAAAGUAUGCCAGAAUCAAUUAGAUUUUGAAACACCCAAUUAUAGUCAUCUCAAUUAUAUGAUUGCUUAAACUAUUUCAUCAAUUUCUCAAUCAAUUAGAUUUNCAUACACCAACUUGAACAGAUUGAUUGCCUAAGUCAUCUCUUCAUUGACAGCUUCAUUGAGAUUCGAUGGUGCCUUGAACGUCGAUAUCACUGAGUUCUAAACCAACUUGGUCCCAUAUCCAAGAAUCCACUUUAUGCUUUGCUCAUAUGCCCCAAUCAUCUCAGCUGAAAAAGCUUAUCACGAAUAAUUGUCAGUUGCUGAAAUCACAAACUCAGCCUUCGAACCAGCAAACAUGAUGGCUAAGUGUGAUCCAAGACAUGGUAAAUACAUGGCUUGCUCCAUGCUUUACAGAGGUGAUGUCGUCCCCAAGGAUGUCAACGCUGCCAUUGCCACCAUCAAGACAAAGAGAACCAUCUAAUUCGUCGACUGGUGCCCAACAGGAUUCAAGGUCGGAAUCAACUAUCAACCACCAACAGUCGUCCCAGGAGGUGAUUUGGCUAAGGUCAUGAGAGCUGUUUGUAUGAUCUCCAACUCAACUGCCAUCGCUGAAGUCUUCUCCAGACUUGAUCACAAAUUCGAUCUUAUGUAUGCCAAGAGAGCCUUCGUCCACUGGUACGUCGGUGAAGGUAUGGAAGAAGGAGAAUUCUCUGAAGCCAGAGAAGAUCUUGCUGCCUUAGAAAAGGAUUAUGAAGAAGUCGGUAUUGAAACUGCUGAAGGAGAAGGUGAAGAAGGAGAAGCAUGAUAAAUCAAUAUAUAUACAAAUCAAAUAUUAAAACAUUUCAC
This is a messenger RNA of Paramecium octaurelia, 1457 nucleotides long. NCBI's taxonomy places the organism in Eukaryota, Ciliophora, Oligohymenophorea, Peniculida, Parameciidae. The record is from the annotation of a GenBank genome assembly.